Triticum turgidum subsp. durum (durum wheat) is the source of this 1554-nucleotide messenger RNA. The record is from the annotation of a GenBank genome assembly. Lineage: Eukaryota; Viridiplantae; Streptophyta; Magnoliopsida; Poales; Poaceae.
AUGUCGACCACCGAGGCGCUCCUCCCCGCCUCCGCCAGCGGCGGUGGCGGCGGCGAGCGCUUGAGCAUCGACGACGCGCUGGCGUUGCACGCGGGGGAGUUCGGGAGGUGGCAGCUGUGGCACUUCCUGCUGGUGACGGCGGCGUGGACGCUGGAGGCGAUGCACACCAUGGUGAUGAUCUUCGCCGACCGCGAGCCGGCCAUGUGGUGCCCCGCGGGGGACGGGCGGUGCGGCGACCGCUGCGCCGGCGCCGCGGCCGGGUGGGAGUGGGAGCAGGGGAGCGGCUCGUCGACCGUGGCCGAGUGGGGCCUCGUCUGCGGCGAGCGCUACAAGGUCGGCCUCGUCCAGGCCUUGUUCUUCGCCGGCUGCAUGAUCGGCGCUGGCGUUUUUGGGCAUCUGUCAGACUCUUUUAUGGGUCGGAAGGGGACACUACACGUGGUGUGCUUUCUCAAUGCCAUCUUCGGCCUCCUCACCGCGCUCUCCCCCAAUUAUUGGGUCUACAUGGCCUUGCGCCUUCUCACAGGAUUUAGCGCCGGAAGCGUUUGCCUUUGUGCCUUCGUCCUCGCCACGGAGCCGAUAGGCCCAACCUAUCGUGGGGUCACCGGCAUGUCCACUUGCUACUUCUUCUCCGGAGGCAUCGCAGCCCUUGCCGGCAUAGCCGCGAUGUGCCAGUCAUCCUGGCGCUUGCUCUACGUCGUCACUUCCAUGCCAUCCCUUGUCUUCGCGCUCGUCGUCAUGCCGUUCGUAUCCGAGUCCCCGCGUUGGUACCUUGUGCGGCGGCGCACCGACGACGCGAUGCGGAUUCUACGAAACAUUGCAUCCACUAAUGGCCGAAGCAUCCCAGAUGGUGUCACCCUCAAGCUCGAUGAUGAAGAUGACCUCAACAAGAAGGUUGAGGAGUCGUCGUCGACGAUCUUGGAUGUGUUUCGAUCGCGGGCAACGCGGGGCAGGCUCGUGCUCUCGGUGAUCAUCAGCUUCCUUUGCUCCGCAGUGUACUUUGGGCUGAGCCUCAAUGUGGUCAACCUAAAGCUUAACCUUUACAUCAGCGUGGUUGCUAACUGUCUCGCUGAGAUGCCCGGGUUCCUGCUUACUACGGUGCUCCUCCAACGUUUUGGCCGGAAACCACUCGCUAUUGGCUCGAUGAUUCUCAGCGGCAUUUUCUGCACAUCUGCCAGUCUUAUUGCCGGUGUCGGUGCCUUGAGGGUGGUGAGGAUGGCAUGCGGGAUGGUAGGAAUCUUUGGAAUGGCAGCGACAUACAGCCUGUUGGUCGUAUACACUGCAGAGUUGUUCCCAACAGCUGUACGUACCGCGGCGAUGGGAUGUACAGCACAGGCAUCGCAGAUGGGCGCCAUACUGGCGCCCUUGGUGGUGGUGCUUGGGGAGCAAGUGCCAUUCGCGGUGUUCGGCGUGUUUGGCAUCAUUGGUGGGCUGCUUGUGAUCUGCCUCCCAGAGACUAUGAACAAGCCCUUGUACGACACCAUGUUCGGGCUGGAGAAAGGGGAGAGGGCACCUACAAGUGAAGAAGAAGUUAUAUCGGGGAACUCCGAAAUUUGA